GGAGAAAGGGGGCCGCGCGUGCGCAGAGCGGCGCCCUUCCGACGUCGUCGUCGUUGCCCCGGGUGAGGGAGGCCGCCUGCGCUGAGGUUUGUCUUAGGGGAUAAACAUCCUUUUUGUAAAUUCACAGCCGAGAAGAUGUCUUCAGACAUGUUCGAGUGCUCUAGAGGCAGUCAAGACCAAAUGGCUGUCCCACCAAAUUACUGUGACCUAGGGAAAGCUGCCAGGGAUGUUUUCAACAAGGGAUAUGGAUUUGGCAUGGUUAAAAUAGACCUGAAAACCAAGUCCUCCAGUGGUGUGCUGGAAUUUUCAACAUCUGGACACUCAAACACUGAUACUGGCAAAGCAUCCGGUCAUUUAGAGACAAAAUACAAGAUCCUACCCUAUGGACUUACCUUCACCCAAAAAUGGAACACAGAUAAUACUCUGGGGACAGAAAUCACCCUUGAGGAUAAGUUGGCCGAGGGGUUGAAGGUGACCCUUGACACCCUAUUCGUACCAAACACAGGAAAGAAGAGUGGGAAGUUGAAGACUUCUUAUAAGCGGGAAUGCAUCAAUGUUGGAUGUAAUGUUGACAUUGACCUGGCUGGACCAACUAUUCACGGUUGGGCCGUGCUCGGCUACGAAGGCUGGCUUGCUGGCUACCAGAUGAGUUUUGACACAGCCAAAUCCAAACUGGCGCAGAAUAAUUUUGCCCUAGGCUACAAGGCCGCCGACUUCCAGUUGCAUACUAAUGUGAAUGACGGCACUGAAUUUGGUGGUUCCAUCUACCAGAAAGUUAAUGAAAAAGUUGAAACUUCAGUAAAUCUCGCUUGGACCGCCGGCAGUAACAAUACUCGCUUUGGGAUUGCCGCCAAAUACAAGCUGGAUUCGAAAACUUCUGUAUCUGCGAAAGUGAAUAACGCCAGCUUGAUUGGAAUUGGGUACACUCAAACGCUUCGACCUGGUGUAAAGCUGACCCUCUCAGCUCUGGUUGACGGCAAGAACUUUAAUGCAGGAGGUCACAAGGUUGGGUUGGGAUUUGAACUGGAAGCUUAAUUUAGUGGUUAGAAAAGUACCAGAUCCGUUCCUGGAUAUUUAGGGAAACAGACCUAUAUGUUUUGGCCUUAAGAUUAUUCUGUGAAAUGGCAAAGUGUGAACUUUUUAUUCUUCCAAAGAGUUGUUGUUAUACCCCCUUCCUCACUCUUCCCCCACUGAAAUCUUGAGAUUGUGAACCCGGCAUUAGGGCAGAUACCUGAAGGCAUGCAUGGAAGUUGUAAUGUUGUGCCACACUUCAGUUCCUCCAGUGUUAUUUUAAAACUGCUCUUCAUCAACAGUGUAGCGUCAUGCUCUGAAGGAAAUGGUCUGUCCAGCCUUCUCGUUUGUAUAUUACAUCCUGCAAGUCCUGCACCACUUUCCAUGCCCAUUUAUUAAAUUGUUCUCUCUGCUGAAGUGAAGGCUUCAGUAUCGGAUCGAAACAAAAUAAAUCCAUCACGUUUGGAACAUA
Molecule: messenger RNA, 1483 nt
Organism: Tachyglossus aculeatus (Australian echidna)
Lineage: Eukaryota; Metazoa; Chordata; Mammalia; Monotremata; Tachyglossidae
Gene: VDAC3
Product: voltage dependent anion channel 3
Exons: 11
Coding region: 136-1035 (299 amino acids)
Biological process (GO): monoatomic anion transmembrane transport
Cellular component (GO): mitochondrial outer membrane
Molecular function (GO): voltage-gated monoatomic anion channel activity
Source: RefSeq, a predicted model, not a curated record